Molecule: messenger RNA, 665 nt
Organism: Eruca vesicaria subsp. sativa (arugula)
Lineage: Eukaryota; Viridiplantae; Streptophyta; Magnoliopsida; Brassicales; Brassicaceae
Source: the annotation of a GenBank genome assembly
GGAAGAUGAAGCUGAAGGUUGUGUAUCGCAAGGUCUCCGAUUACAUCCGUCACGAUCUCAAAGAAAUCGUCUUACCUUCUUCACUUCCCGAUCCUCCUCACGUCGUUAAACGCCGCAAAUUGACUUGGCACGAACGAUUUCUCGUAUUGAAGGAAGCUUCAAGGCUCUAUGCUGCAAGCUGGGUGCGAGAUAUAGGUCCUGAGCUUCGUCCUAAUGAUUACAAGAAGCAGGGUGAUGCUGAACCUAAGAAACAAGCCAAAGACACUGAGAAGGAGCCCUCUGUUUUGGAAGAUCUUGCGGUAGCUGCAAGAGGUGGCAUGGAGACUUUAAGACCUGCUUUACAUCGUGUGUACAUGACACGAGCUUCUAAUUACAAAGAUGCUCUUGCAAGCUUUGUAAAAGGUUACCAUGAGGGUGUCCAGCAAGUUAUGCAGAACAAAGAAGAGGCUCAGGUCCCUAAAGAUGAAUCAUCCGACAACUCUAAAAAGACUUCAUGAGCUUUACUAUUCAUUAGGUGAAUGCGAGUAUGUGUUUUGUUAAAUCUUGGAUUAUUUGAUUGUACCGCAAGAUUCCAGAGACUUCUAUCUACGUUCGAUGUAGUCCUUUACGCAAAAUGUAGCCUAUUUGUGAAGCAACUUCUAGAAAAGAACAAAUAUAUAUUUAGC